AUGUUAACAAAAUGGAAAGUUAAACCUAUCUUUAGUAUCUCUUUACAUAAUAAGGAUAUAAAAAUAUUAAAGGCAAUACAAAGAACAUGAGGUGUAGGUAAAAUAUACAAACACGGUAAAAAUUCAGUAGCCUAUCGUGUUAGUUCUUUAAAAAAUUUGAGAGUAAUUAUAAAUCAUUUUGAUAAAUAUCCUUUAAUAACUCAAAAAUUUGCAGCAGAUUAUCUUUUAUUUAAACAAUCUGUUGCUUUAAUAGAAAAUAAACAACAUCUUACUAUGGAAGGUUUAACUAAGCUGGUUAGCCUAAAAGCUAGUUUAAAUCUAGGUUUACCUGAAAAUUUGCAAGAGUCUUUUCCUAACAUAGUGCCUGCAGUAAGACCAGAGGUAAAACCAACACUUGGGCAGGAAAUAGCUGAUAUUAAAUAUUAUAAAAAGUAA
Molecule: messenger RNA, 435 nt
Organism: Sclerotinia sclerotiorum 1980 UF-70
Lineage: Eukaryota; Fungi; Ascomycota; Leotiomycetes; Helotiales; Sclerotiniaceae
Source: the annotation of a RefSeq genome assembly